GUGGGGUUUUCUCUCUAUUUUCUUCAUUGAUUAAAAAACAGAAUGAUUCUAUCCUCUACACUGCAGUUGUAGGCGGGUAUUAAAAGCUGUGAGCGGCGGAGUUUCGUCACAUAACGGUAUUCUCUCUCCGUGGUGAUCGGAGAUGCAAAUCAAGCACGUGGUUAGGGUUGCGUUCACCGAUUGUGCAUGAUAAAGAGAGUUGGCAGCCUCUUCUGGCAGUGUUGACUGUUUUCAUUGGAAUCGAGGAAAUGGAUUUUACUAUAUAUCUGGCGACCAGGGAGUAGAUUGCUGGGUGUACAUUUAUGGACUCGGGUUAAUAUACAUGUGUGUAUGUUUCAGUGUUGUUGUUUUCUUGGUGUCACAACGCCAGCGUAAUGGAUAUACAGCUAUCGGUUCUGUUGGUGUUUAUUUCCUGUCUGAUUGACAAAGCACUGGCUAUAGACUGCUACGUGUGCACGUCGGUGGACGAAGACAACAAGGCGUGCAUCGACCCGUUCGACCUGGGUCUGGACACGUACCACUUGAUAGAACGCAACUGCAUGUACGGCUACUUCAGGGGCACGCACUGUAUCAAGCUGACCGGACAAAGAGAAGACGGAAGCAAACUGCUGGUACGACUGUGUAGUGAUCGAGACUGGGGGCGCCACUGCGGCGACAUCCGCUACGAAUACGGGACUGUCAACGAGAAAAUGUAUGGCUGCUUGGAAACAUGUGACGAAGACGGUUGUAAUGGCACUGCCGUCGUGAACCUCUCCUUUUCAUUGGUGAUCGCAAUGACCGUUUUAUGGCACGUGAUGUGUCGGUGAUCACGUGGAUGGAUGCCGGUGAAGACCCAAUUUGCAUCCUCAUCAACGAACUAGUACGAAGCGACGCACUUACCAUUCGGAGACAAGAAAUACUAUUUACAAAUGCUAUUAAUUCUUCUGUGAUCUUCUAAUAUUAACCCUUCAUAUCUGGCACUAUUGUUUGGUGCCUUGGCAACACGCGUGUGGUUCCAGAGCAAACACAGUUACGUUCAAUGGUUGUGAAUAAGAGAACACGUGCCUCCUUGGAGUAAUUCAUUUGUGUUUUGAAAUAUUAAUAAUAUGAUUUAUAAAUGUAUAGCAACUAUGCAUGUAUCGACGAUUUCAUUACCCACUGUAUUUAAUAUCCAAUGUUAUCACAUUUUAUGACCACAUUCUUGCGACAUGCAUAUUCAAAAUAUAUAUGUAUGGUUAUUAUAUAGUUUUAUUAUUGUUUAACACGCUUUUAAUUUUAUUUGAUAAUUAAAUUAAAUUUAAUUUAAUUAAAUUUAUUUUUUAAUUUAAUGUAAUUUAAUUUCAUUUGAUAUAUUCAAAUGUAAUCUAAUGCAAUCUAAUCUAAUUUGAUGUAGUCUAAUCUAAUCCAAGCUAAUAAAAUAUUAAAUUUCAUGUAUUAUUUAGCUGACUACAAUAUGACAUUAUCAACGAGUAAACAUAUGGACCGUGAAGUUAAAUUAAACGAAAUCAUUAAAGGGACAUUCUCGAGUUUGCUGCAUUGUAAGAUGUUUCCAAUUAAUAAAAUAUUUCUACGUUUAAACUUACCUAUUAGAUAUAUUUUUUUGUUUAGGAUAUCAGUGUCU
Messenger RNA from Gigantopelta aegis, 1600 nucleotides. RefSeq lists its product as uncharacterized. The coding region runs from base 375 to 806 and encodes 143 amino acids. The transcript has 3 exons. Lineage: Eukaryota; Metazoa; Mollusca; Gastropoda; Neomphalida; Peltospiridae. Gene Ontology annotation, biological process: positive regulation of voltage-gated potassium channel activity; regulation of synaptic transmission, cholinergic; sleep. The record is from RefSeq and is a predicted model, not a curated record.